AUGCUGUUCAUCCAAGUCUUGUAUGGAGAUUCUGAGACCAAGAUUGGAGGAGCAUAUCUUGCUCACCACACGCUAAAGCGUGAUGUCAGUCCGUAUGUAGCAACCAGUGACAUCACAGUCAGCCAAGGUGCCACUCUCACCAUAGAACCGGGAGUCACCAUCAACUUCCAAGCUCGAGUCAGACUUCAUGUCCGAGGAACUCUCUUUGCCAAAGGCUCACUGAGCAAUCAAAUUUUGAUGUUUCACAACAUGACUGAAGGUGUCGAUUCCACUUCUAUUCGUCUAGUGGGAGGUCAGAGUUCCAAAGAGGGAAGGGUGGAAGUGUUCAACGGUCACAAUUGGGGAACCGUGUGUGAUGAUUAUUGGAAUGCAGAUAACGCUCGUGUUGUAUGCAGACACCUCGGAUUUGGUGAACCCGUUGAAGCAUCCACACGUAGAUUCGGUCAGGGAACGGGAAUCAUUGCAUUGGCUAACGUGGACUGCAGAGGCGUGGAAAAUUCACUGUUUGAUUGCCAUGGAGGGAGCAGCUGGAAUAACAGCAAUUGUCAACAUUCAGAAGACGUUGGUGUUGUGUGUGGCACGAUUGGUGUUGGAUAUUGGGGAGGGAUCGUGUUUUAUGAUGACGACGCGACCGAAACCAUCACGUACAACGCACGAAAGUACCACAGUAAAAGUGUUUUAGAAAAUGUCAAAAUAAUCAACGCUGGGAGAACAAUAAAUAAUGCUUCAUAUGUUUCAUCAACUCCUGAUCUGUUGGUACCAGCUAUCACCAUGACAACAGCAAGUCCCUCCAUCACUAACGUGUCUAUUGUAGACAUUAGUCACAUUGGUAUUCAGAUCAACUCUGUACACGGGUAUGUACACUUGUCUGGUCUUACUGUUGCAAACAGCGGCAACAACGGUAUAUCAGGCUCACUGUCGUGGCAGUUUAGAUGUGAUGAUUGCCACCUUUACAAUAUUGGUGGGACUGCUAUUGACAUCACUUUUAUUCCACUCUUACUCAAACCACCGCCCAACGCUCCAACCUACCAAGUAAACUCUAGUACAACUACAUCGUACUCUAUUGAUGAUCGUGGAGCAUAUCUCACAUUUGAUGUUUCCAACUGGAGAUAUUAUACAGAUACAAGUUCAAUUAGCACAAUGCCAGGAUAUGCACUUGUAGUUGCGUUCCAGCAGGCGUCUGGUGAUGCAGUACUUCAAGUAAAAGACGGAAUGACAAAGCAGUAUUUGCUGUCGGCCCGAAUUGGUGCCACAACGCCAGAAAACGUCAUGGUACCUUCUCACAAGGCAGUUAUCAUUCUUUAUCAAUACUGGUACGGUUCCAGCACAUCAAACGUUACACUUUUUAUAUCAAGAUAUCCUAUUGGUUCUCGCGAAGCAAAUUUAAUGGGUUGUAACAUUGCCAAAACGUGGAGUGGAAUACGACUGUCUGGAAAUGUUGGCGUCCAAAGUAUUAUCAACUCUGUGAUUACUAACGUAACAGGAAGGGCGAUACAACUGUCUGGAUAUGUUGACGUCCAAACUAUAAUUGAAUCAGUUAUUACGAAUGUGACAGGAACAGUAAUAGAGCAGUACGGAACUGUUCGCGUCCAAACUAUUAUUAAAGCAGUUAUUGCAAAUGUGACAGGAACAGUAAUACGUCAGUCCGGAACUGUCCCCAACCAAAGUAUUAUUGACACAGUUAUAGCGAAUGUGACAGGAACAGUAUUAUAUCAGUCUGGAACUGUUGGCGUUCAAAGUAUUAAUAACUCUGUGAUUACAGACGUGACAGGAACAGUAAUACGUCAUUACGGAACUGUUUCCAUCCAAAGUAUUACUGACACAGUUAUAGCGAAUGUGACAGGAACAGUAUUAUAUCAGUCUGGAACUGUUGGCGUUCAAAGUAUUAAUAACUCUGUGAUUACAGACGUGACAGGAACAGUAAUACGUCAUUACGGAACUGUUUCCAUCCAAAGUAUUACUGACACAGUUAUAGCGAAUGUGACAGGAACAGUAUUAUAUCAGUCUGGAACUGUUGGCGUUCAAAGCAUUAAUAACUUUGUGGUUACAGACGUGACAGGAACAGCAAUGGAACUGCUAGGAAAUGCUGAUAUCCGAAAUAUUGUCAACUGUACGAUUACCGGCAUAACAGGUACUGCAAUUCGAAUGAGGGGAUCUGCCAAUGAGGUGAUGAUUUCAUCAGUAAAUGUACGAUGUCAUACAGACUUCUCGCAAACUGGAAUUGAAAUAACUAUAUAUCAAGGCAUGUGGCAGGUAACAAAUUCCUACGUUGCGAACUGUUACCAAGGGCUACAAACAAAUAUUUACAGCUCUAAUUUUAAUCUUUCUAUCACUAACUGCACUUUCCUUCAAAACACAUACCGAGGAGCGAAUGUCUACUGCAGUCAACGAUAUUAUUAUCAUCAUCAUUAUUAUUAUUAUUAUUAUUAUAACAGCAAUCUGACUCCACUGCUUCAAAUUUCUAAUUGCAUGUUUUCGGGAACUACAGACACUGCUCUGAACGUUGACUACAACUACUACUACUACUACUACUACUACUACUACUACUACUACUACAAUUCACAUCCCUACUCAAUGCGUGUCUAUGUCACAGACAAUACGUUUCAACAAAAUCUGCAAGCUCUUCGUUUUACUCGCAAACACCGUGACAUUCCUACUAUCAUCGCUAGAAACAAUUUUAUUAACAAUAAUGGAAAAUGUUGCUCAGGAGCAAUGGAUAUCGAUGACUACUCUGAUUACAGCAGUUUAAUGCAUGCGCCAGUUAUUGUUGAAAGCAAUGUCUUCACAUACAACAGUGGAGAAUAUGUAGUGAGGUUGAAUACAAGAGCAUCAUUUCACUCUUCUCAUCAACAUGUUGACAGUUUGUUCAGAGAUAACAAACUGACAAAUAACUCUCUGUCAUCUCUCCCCACCAGAUACGCAAAGUCUACUCCAAAUGCAGUAAUUGUCCUUACUGGUACAGGCUACGUGAGGAUCUACAAUAAUAUACUUGACAAUCAAAAUGCGAACACAGAACUUACAGUGCAAGUGGAGGGAAACUCAUCACUGGACACAAUCAACGUCACACUCAACUGGUGGGGAACGGCAAAUGAAGAAAAAAUUGUAGAAAGAAUUUUUGAUUUUGAUGAUCUUAAUCACCUGGCAGUCGCUCAAUAUUUUCCGUUUCUUCUGUCUCCGUCAAUCACCAAUGUUGCAUCAUCAAGUCAUCCGAGAUCGUAUCCUCCACUUGUGAACAACAACAGAGAAGUUGGAGGCCAACUGCAUACUGAUUUUACAUUAACUGCUUCCGGUGGACCUUACACUGUAACACGUGAUGUGACUGUAUUGCCAAACGCAACACUGACUAUAGAAGCGGGUGUCGUGCUGUCUAUCUUGCCAUAUGUUGAAAUAUUGAUAGAAGGAAGGCUCUUGACUAAAGGAACACCUGACAAUCCUGUUACAUUUACUCACAUAGUAAAUGAUGCUAAAGCCAAAUCAACUUCUGAUACACAAUUACUAGUCCGUUUCUCUGAACCUGUUAGCUACUCCUAUUACGUAUACGGCAUUAUUGAGCUGCAACUCAACAGAUUGUGGUACCCACUUUGUUACAAUUCACGAUCGAUUGACUAUUCGUCAUUGGACCUCAUUGCGUUACUGACAUGUCAACAACUUACUGAUUGGAACAACCAUGAUAACUGGUACCACUGGUGGGGGCGGGUUGAGUGGUUUCCUACCCUCGGAGAUCCUAUUGUUCGUGAUUUCUUGUGUCUUGAAAAUGCGACGUCGUUUAAUAAUUGCACGUUCAACACAUCUAGCUACGCUCCUCAUUCGAAAUGUUUACAGGUUGUACAAGUUGAAUGCUACUGCUCUCACUCUUCGUGUUAUCAACAAUCGUCUCAAUUUACUCAAACCAAUUGGGCAGGUAUCCGCUUUGCGCCAACCAGCACCGUCUCCAACUAUCCUUUCAAUCAGAAAACGCCACGAUCCGUUCUAAACCACACGGAAAUUAUAGGAGCAGGUAAUAGAUAUGAUAAGACAGUACCUUCUGUUCAAGCCAUAUUCCGUCCUCCAGAAACCAAUGGAUUAACAAUUAAAGAUUCGGCAUCGACGGCUAUGGAAGUGUCUCACUUACACGAAAAAGCUAUUAUCAGCGAGGUGACCAUCGUAGGUGCGGCUGGAGAUGGUUUGGCUAUCCGUAGACCACGUGGUAGUAGUCUGAUGGUAGAGUAUGUCACAGUCAAUGAUGUAGCAGGUGCAGGAGUACACGUCUACGACUUUUCGUCUCUAUUGUCUAACAACGUUGACUAUGAAUCCAUUUGCUUUGGACAAACUAUUAUAUCUGUAGACCCAGAAGAAGGAUCUUACGUUGGAAUGUCUCAAGACGAUCAUUUACCAGGAACUAAUUGCUCCGUUGCUAUGCAAGGUCCACCUGACACUAUACUCUCUGUUCGUCUUGUCAGUCUGAGACUUUACGACGAUGAUAGACUUUACAUACGAGAUGGAAGUCAAUCUAGCAGCUCUCUUCUGACUUCAUAUUCUGGAUACAGAACGAGUUCUAGUAACGCGCCAAUUUUGUCCUCCAGCAACAAUAUUUACAUACAAGUGACAACAGGUCAGAAGACGGGCGCUCUUGGAUUUGCUUUGUUUGUUGACGUCAUUCCUACUACUGGACUACAACCUGUUGUUAUCAUCAAGUCAAGUUCUAUUCAUAAUUCUCAGUAUGGUGUGUAUUUUGAGAAUGCGUAUGAUGAUGCUCGAAUACAGAACGUCACAAUCAUGAACGUUCUCAAUGACGGUGUGUAUGUUUACAGUCAUGAAGGUGAUGUGAUGGUUGAUAACUGUACUAUAGCUCAUACAAGAGGAAAUGGAGUGGAGUACAGGUAUGGAGACGGACAACAAAUUGUUACAAACAAUCGAAUUGUCAACGUUUCCACGGGAAUAUAUCUGUACUACACCCCUAACAAUUUCGGCUGUCACUCGACGUUGUCUAGAAAUUUUGUAUCACAGACGAGAAUAAAUGCAGUUUAUAUUUACUACUACUACUACUACUACUACACCUGGUACUACCGGAACUCUGUUCAGUGCUAUAUCAGUAUUUCACACAAUACAUUUGUGUCUAAUGAAAACGGAAUUGAUUUGCAAUGGAAUUACUAUUAUUAUUAUGAUUAUUACUACUACUAUUACACACAACUGCAACUGGAUUUCACCAUUUCCAAUAAUUUCUUUUCCGAUAACAGCGGUACGGAUCUGUCCUUUUCAGGACAUGGAAAUUGGAAUGCUAGUGUAUAUUUCAACACAUUUGAACAACAUCGAGCUGGAAGUGGAGGAUGUUUGACGUUGCAUGGUUAUACCACUUCGUUGGUAUCAACUGGCAAUCUCUUCACACACAAUAGAGGAACGUAUGUUGUACGAAUAGAACCACAAACCUUCACCCAAUCUGACUUUGUAUUUACCAACAACACAAUGAUCGACAACUACGUAAACGAGAGUGACAUUUAUUAUCGAGAUGUUCGCUCUGCCGUCCUGAUUGUGUCCACUUCAGAUCGUUUUCUAAUCAGAAAUAAUCAUUUUGAUAAUCCGGGAUCUCUGUUUGAGUUAGGAGUCGAGAUACCAGUUCAAAGCUCUCAAGAGCGAGUCAUCAAUGUGACAAACAAUUACUGGGGAACGACAGACGAGAGCAUCAUUAUUGACCGCAUUCAUGACUUUGGUUACUGUUCUCGCUUAGCUUCUGCACAAUAUUUUCCAUUUCUCAUCUCUCCAUCUGGUAAUACCGUCUCCGCUUUAAUUUCUCGAUUAUUGAGUAUUACUCGUCCUAAUAGCAUCGUACGAGGACGUGUGUGGAGCAACACAAUAUUAGCAGCUUCUGGUAGCCCGUACGUUGUUACUGGGGACAUCACCGUCUUACCUGGCAAAACACUGACCAUAGAAUCAGGAGUUGAACUGAGAUUCACGCACAACACUGGAAUUUUGGUGGAAGGACAGCUCAUUGCUCAUGGCAACGACAAUUCUCUAAUAUUACUGAGAGAUGAUAGCUUUGGUGACCUGCAGAUAGAAGAAGGUAGUCUAAGACUCGCUGACGGUCCGUAUCAAUGGAAAGGAAGAGUGGAAAUAUUUCACAAUGGCAGUUGGGGUCCUGUUUGUGUUGUGCGUGAUCACAAUAAUUGGUGGGGAGGUUAUCAUGAUCAUUACAACACUGAAGUAAUAUGCAGAGAAUUGGGAUUCUCUGGUGCUAAUUGGCAAUGGCUGUUCGUUGAUCCAACAAUAGCAAAUUCGACUAACGCAGCGUGGCUAGAACACGUAUUGUGUAGAGGAAAUGAAGAGUCUCUACGACAAUGCAUCAAUUACGAUUUAAGAGAAAGUAACUGCCGAUAUGGUCAAUUGGUGGCGUCAUGUUACACUAGCAACUAUAUAUAUCACCACCAGAAAAGCUCCAAAUCCGUUUAUUAUUGGACUGGAGUUCGAUUCUCUUCUGGAGCGUCCGGCAAAUCCUCAAUGAGAAAUGUGAUUAUUAGUAAUGCAGGAAUAGCAAACGCAGGUCAUAUAGCUGCCAUUCAAAACAUUGGAGCAAACGUUGAGUUACUCAACGUCGUCGUCAAUAAGAGCGCGUGGACUGGAAUAGAAAUUAGUCAUUCUCCCUAUACCAACAUAUCUCAACUGACGGUAGAAGAGAGCGAUGGUAAUGGAGUUGAACUGAUCAAUACGGCUGCUAGUUCUAUUACACACUUGACAAGCAACAACAAUGUCGGUCACGGCUUGGCAAUAAGAGUCGAUGGUGUUCUACAAAGAAUGUGGAAUGUUCCCGUAUUACAGAGCGAGAUAGUUGAUAUCUGCUCAGUGUCCAGCUCACUCUCGGCUGCUUCCCCGUUCUUCCUCAGCCGGAACAGAUUUGAACCCAACUUUCCUCUCCACUACGAUUCACAAUCUGGAAAGAUUACAGUUUACGUAUCAGCACAAGUAUACGUCGACCGCUUUACGUGGGAAGACGACUACUUUCUCUUUUACAUACAGCAGCAUCCCACAGAUAUAAAUAGUCAACAGAUGAGCUCACAUCACAUUUCAAGUGCAUUCCUGAUGAAUAACGGAUUAUCAGGCUUGAUGGUCAAUACCAGCAAGAGCAGCAACGAAAGAUACGAUUUCUCCCUCAGUGACUCUGUUGUGUCAAACAACACUGUUGGAGGGAUUGACGUGGCGGCUACAAGUUCAGGAGACAAUGGAUACGGGUCGACAGUACAUACUUUUGAAUUGAGCAGAAACGUUAUUGCUCGUAACGGACAGUUGGCUACAACGACGACACAUCUGAGAUCUAGCGGUGUGAACAUGCAAGUAGACAAAUCCAACCUUCUCAUACAAAACAAUGUCAUUGAGAGUAAUGCAGGAGGAGCUAUUACCUUACAGUUAGACAGAGGGAGUGAGAAAUUGUCUGUUGUUGUAAGCAACAAUCAGAUUGAGGCAAAUAUGGGAGGUGCCGCCGUGUCGUUGUCUGCAGCUAGUGGCACGACGGGACCGCGAGCAUCGAUCGCUGAUAACGAUAUCAGUCAUAAUUCUGCUGGCAUUGUGCACGACACAUUAUCUAUCACUAACGUCGCCGCUAACGUGAGUGGAAAUACGUUUUACAACAACACAGCUCGUUACACCGUACGCUGGCAAACUGCAUCACAACAUUCGGUGGACAACCAGCACUGUUCACGUAACAUCUUCUAUUUGAAUGUGGGGCAGAAACCAAACGAGAGGUGGACCAUACUAGCAGAAGGUGUGGCCGCUUCGUAUAGUGGAAAUGUGUUCGAUAACCCUGUCAAUACAUAUGAAAUGGUAGCAGGAUGGGAUCAAAAUCAAAACCAAAGCAAUCAUGAAGCCAAAAACAACUGGUGGGGAACAGCAAACUUGAACAAGGCAGAACAGAAAGUAUUGGACAAACACGACGAAGCAUUCAGAGCAAAUAUAGAUAUCACGCCCAUUAAAAACACCAACCCUUGGUCAGUUCAAACAGUUUGUUCUUUUGGUUGGAAAGAAUUCAAAAGAAACUGUUAUCUCUACGUAAAGGGAGCGAGAAGUUGGUCUGCAGCAAGUGCUUAUUGUCGAAAUGAAGGCGGGAAACUAGCAGCAGCGCUAACAACAACGACGUACGCAACACUAAUACCGUCAUGGUCAACUGCAACAGAAGUUUGGUCUUAUAAGCAAGAGUCUGAUCAAUGUGAGUCUGUCCAAACAGUUGUAGUCAGCAUGGUCGAUGCAACAGCAAUACUCGAACUUGUUUAUGCAGCAAAGGAUGGGCAGGAAGCGAUUGCUCCGAUUUCGACUGCGCUCAAGUUAACGAAUGCUCGGGAUAUGGUACGUGUGUUGGACCUAAUCAGUGCCGUUGCAGAGUUGGAUGGAAGGUCAGAUGACACUUGGUCGCGCCUGCACCACCACAUAUUGUGGAUUAUAUACAACAUGUCACGCAUGCAGCAGACAAGCAGGAUGUGGAUGGUGUGA
Molecule: messenger RNA, 8451 nt
Organism: Corticium candelabrum
Lineage: Eukaryota; Metazoa; Porifera; Homoscleromorpha; Homosclerophorida; Plakinidae
Product: protein bark beetle-like
Exons: 9
Coding region: 1-8451 (2816 amino acids)
Cellular component (GO): membrane
Source: RefSeq, a predicted model, not a curated record